Penicillium pulvis is the source of this 7110-nucleotide messenger RNA. RefSeq lists its product as uncharacterized. Gene Ontology annotation, molecular function: alpha-1,3-glucan synthase activity. Gene Ontology annotation, biological process: fungal-type cell wall (1->3)-alpha-glucan biosynthetic process. The coding region runs from base 1 to 7110 and encodes 2369 amino acids. NCBI's taxonomy places the organism in Eukaryota, Fungi, Ascomycota, Eurotiomycetes, Eurotiales, Aspergillaceae. The record is from RefSeq and is a predicted model, not a curated record. The transcript has 6 exons. Gene Ontology annotation, cellular component: fungal-type cell wall.
AUGAAAGCCUCUGGCUUGCUACUGCUUCUUCUGAGCCAAUCAAUAUCCGCUCUUCGCUAUGACCCACAAUUUUCUCAAUGGAAUCUCAACGAGAACAAGACUGCGAAGAAUGUUUUUGACUACUGGGGCAAAUGGCCAGAACAUACUUACCAACCCUCUCCUCCCAACUGGCGAUUUCCCUUCUACACGCUUUUCCUUGAUCGAUUUGUUGAUGGCGACCCCGAAAAUAACGAUAUCAAUGGCACCGUGUUCGAGACCGAUACGUUUUCGAAUCAAUAUCGUUUUGGAGGCGACUUAGUCGGGCUAUCAGAGACACUCGACUACAUACAAGGCAUUGGCAUCAAAGGAAUCUACAUCGCCGGCACCCCCUUCACGAACUUCCCAUGGAAAUCAGAUAGUUACUCGCCACUGGACUAUAGCUUGUUGGAUAGACACUACGGCACCAUUCAGCAAUGGAGAUCUACCAUUGAUGAGAUCCACAGGCGAGGGAUGUAUGUGAUGACCGAUAGUACAUACGGCACUAUGGCAGAUUUGCUCGGGUUUGAAGGUUUUCUCAACAGUACCGCGCCUUUGAACCCGCUGGAAUACAAACCAGCUUGGAAAGGUAAUGAGAGAUACUUCGACUUCAUGCCGGGGGAUAAAUAUAACCAAGAAUGCAAAUAUCCUACCUUCUACGCUGAAGACGGAAUGCCCGUUCAAAAUGGCUCCGACCCAUUCUUCGAUGAACUCAAAGGCUGCUAUGACAGUGAAUUUGAUAUGUACGGGGCCAUAGAUUCAGUCGACCUCGCACCUGACUGGAAAAAGUCUCUCGCCAAAGCGGGCUUGGUUCAGGAUCGACUUCGUGAAUGGGUCCCAUCCGUCAGAGAAAAAAUCGAGCACUUUACCUGCAUGUUGAUAACAUCACUGGACACCGACGCACUCCGUAUUGACAAAGCAGGCCAAAUUAGCGUCGAUGCACUUGCAAGUUCCUCUCGAGCGAUUCGCGAAUGCGCCUCUCGCCUAGGCAAGGAUAACUUCUUGAUAAGUGGCGAGUUUACAGCCGGCAACUCAUAUGCGUCGGUUUAUCUUGGCCGCGGGCGAGAGCCGGAGAUGAGGCCGCAGAAUCAGACAGAAGCAAUUUCUCUCACCAACGCCUCGGACGAUCGAUACUUCAUUCGAGAGCCUGAAGGGCAUGCUGUGGAUGGCGCAGUAUUCCACUACAGUAUCUACAGAGCACUCACAAGGUUCCUGGGCUUGGAUGGUAACUACACAGCACCAGGAGAUACUAGCAUUGGCUUUGUGGACGCCUGGAACGACAUUCUCACAUCCAAUGACCUCAUCAAUGUGAACACCGGCAAGUUUGACCCGAGACACAUGAUGGGCACAGCCAAUCAGGAUACAUUUCGAUGGCCUUCUAUCAGACAAGGAACAGCCAAGAUGUUAUUGGGGCAGUUUAUCACAUCCCUACAUCUACCUGGGAUUCCUCUCCUACUCUGGGGCGAAGAGCAAAACUUCUACCUCCUCGACAGCACCAGCCCUCUUGGCUUGUUUGGUCGGCAACCGAUGACUUCUUCGCCGUCCUGGCAGACCCAAGGAUGCUAUGGACUGGGUUCAAGCAGCUAUAAUGACUUUCCCCUUGAGUCUGCAUUGACCGGGUGCUACGACAAUGAAGUAGGCUUGGACCACCGGGAUCCCACCCAUCCCGUACGCAAUAUUAUCAAAUCUUUCUACCAUCUUCGUGAAAACGUGCCCACCUUCGAAGAUGGCUUUUAUCUAGAGACUUUGUCCAAGAAUACCCACAAUGUGACCUUGCCAGGGUCUAAUGGCACAAUCACGGAGCUUGGACUGUGGGGUGUCAUUCGUGAUCAAUAUCCCGGCGUGAAUGAUCUCAAUCCGACUAAUGAAACGGCAAUUUGGCUUGUUUAUCACAACGAAAACAGCUCGAUUCGAUACGACUUUGACUGCAGCUCGGCGUUCAACGGCUUCCUGGCACCUUUCAGCGGCGGAAUCACCGUUAGGAAUUUGCUGGCGCCUUACGAUGAAAUUUUAUUGCAAAAUAGUCAGAUCAAACUGGGUAUCCAUGGUUCCACUGAUUACAAUGGGUGUUUAGGUCCAAGUACCUUCCAACCCUUUGACUUCCGCGCAUAUGUUCCAUCAUCACAAUGGAUCUCCCCUCCCGUUGUGAUGACCAAGUUUCUCCCCGGAUACGACGCUCGAAUUGAAUCAAACGCUACUAUUGAUGAAGGAGAGAGCGUUGAUGUAGAGCUUCAGUUCUCAGAAAGACUGGAUUGCGAUACUGUCACCAAGAGCAUUAUUAUAUCAUCCAAAACACAAAGUGGAAACGUUCCUAGGAUCAAUCCUGACAGCGUUUCCUGUACAAUGGUUCAAGCUGAGCCCGUGGAACACCCGGGUCAGAUUCCUUCCACAUGGUCGUGGAAGGCUAUUGUGGAUAGUGUCACUCAUGGAAUUCAUACUCUGACGGUCCAGAAUGCAUCCACGGCAACGCAAUCAAGAUUUACAAAUUCCGUCGAUCAUUUGAUGUUUCGCGUUGGAUCUACAAACAACCCAAUGAUAUUCCCGAUGCUGGCAAAUUAUACAGAUACCGGGCUCACAGAGUUGACAGACGCGGAUGGCUUUCUCGUGGAGCACACAGCUGCUGGUGCAGAUAAAUGGCGUUACUCCACCAACUGGGAGAGCUCUUGGAGCCCCUGGGAAGCCUAUGAUGGAACCCCAAGCCGAAUCAGCAAUCUGCCAUGGUCCGGCACUAAACAGCAGCAAUGGGAAGGUGGACAUGUCAUUUUGCAGUACUGGAGCAAGAUGACCGGAAGUAGCCAGCAUGUUCAGCAUAUGGACUUACGGGGAGCAAACAAGUCUCCAAGGCGAUUUCCUCAUCUGUUUGUCUUUGGAGAUUUCAAUCAAUAUGGGCAAGAUGCUGGACUGAAGAAUUCAUUCUCUCUUGAUGACAAAACAAAGGCUUGGAAAUUCCACCUAUCAGCUGAAUGGCCGUCCAAAUUCCAGGUGAAUGUUUGGGGAAUUAACCCUGACAAGAAGCUUGACCAAACUUUCUUACUCGGAAAUACCCUAAACAGCAGUCGGUUAAAUCGCCUUCAACCGGACUCGCUUUCUGUUGGUGACAAUAUUGUCAACAUAACCGGAUUUCCACCCGCGCCAUAUAUGGCCUACCAAAUGGAACUGAAUGAUGGAAACAUGCAAUUUGAGCUUGUUCCAGUAGGACAAGGGCUGCAUCAACAGAUAUUGUAUCUUCUGCUGUGGGUUAUACCGGUGUUGACUGGCGGGCUCAGCAUUUGGAUAUAUAUGGGCGCUUUUUACCACAUCACUUUCAACCGCACGGGCGUGAGUAAGAGUCUUCAUCUAGGUUUCUUGCCGGCUUUCCUCCGUCCCGGUCAAGCCUUCAAAAAACUUGAAGGCGAAGACAAUACAGGGACCUCAAUGAUAGAGGUGAAACAAGUCAGUGCACUCGGGGUUGUCCCUUUGGCCGCAACAUCAAUUCCGAAACCAAAGCGGACAGUACUGUUGGCCACUUUGGAGUACGACAUUGAAGAUUGGAGCAUCAAAAUCAAGAUCGGCGGGCUCGGAGUCAUGGCGCAGUUGAUGGGAAAGAACCUUCCACACCACGACAUCAUAUGGGUGGUACCCUGUGUUGGUGGAGUUGACUAUCCAACUGAUACACCGUCUGAUCCCAUGUCCAUCGCGAUUGCCGGGACUGUCUACGAAGUUCAGGUCCAAUAUCACAAGCUACGCAACAUUACGUAUGUGCUUCUGGAUGCCCCUAUCUUUCGUCAGCAGACCAAAUCAGAGCCAUAUCCACCACGGAUGGACGAUCUUCGAAGCGCAAUAUAUUACAGUGCGUGGAAUAAUUGCAUUGCCGAGACAGCCAAGCGCUUUCCGAUCGACAUCUAUCAUAUCAACGAUUAUCACGGGGCGAUAGCACCACUCUAUCUUCUUCCGCGCACUAUCCCCUGCUGUUUGUCGCUCCACAAUGCCGAGUUUCAAGGACUCUGGCCGUUGCGUGAACAGAAAGAGCUUGAUGAGAUUAGUGAGGUGUUCAACCUGAAAAUUCCGGUCAUCCGGAAGUAUGUGCAGUUUGGCGAAGUAUUCAACCUUCUUCAUGCUGGAGCUAGCUAUCUCAGAGUCCACCAGCGUGGCUUUGGUGCAGUUGGCGUGUCUAACAAAUAUGGUGAUCGAUCUUACGCGCGGUAUCCGAUUUUCUGGGGCCUGAAAGAGAUCGGCAAACUUCCUAACCCAGAUCCUUCCGAUACCGAGCCCUGGGAUCCUGAGGCUGAAUCUCGUCAGAUCAUUAAGGUUGAUCCGGAGUACGAAAAUUCUCGAGGAACUGACCGCUGCCAGGCACAAAAGUGGGCAGGGUUGAAGAUAGACCCAAAUGCUGAAUUGUUCGUAUUUGUCGGUCGGUGGUCAGUUCAAAAAGGUGUCGACCUUAUCGCAGACAUCUUCCCUGUCAUGUUGGAAAAACAUUCCAAUGUACAGCUGAUUUGUGUCGGUCCAGUCAUCGAUAUGUAUGGCAAAUUUGCCGCGCUGAAAUUGCAGGAAAUGAUGACCAUCUACCCCGGACGGGUCUUCUCGAAGCCCGAGUUCACUGCUUUGCCACCUUUUAUCUUCACGGGUGCUGAAUUUGCUCUUAUACCAUCGCGUGAUGAGCCCUUUGGCCUUGUCGCGGUUGAGUUUGGGAGAAAAGGUGCUCUUGGAGUCGGGGCUUUAGUUGGUGGGCUAGGCCAAAUGCCAGGCUGGUGGUUUCCCGUCGAGUCCAUGACAGUGAAGCAUCUUCAAAAGCAAUUCAAAGCAGCAAUUGAGAGUGCCAUCGGGUCGAAGCAGGCCGACCGCGCAGUUAUGAGAGCAAACUCUGCCAAACAACGCUUUCCAGUGGCUCGAUGGGUCGAAGACCUCGACUACUUGCAAUUGCGAUCAAUUCGUAUGCAUGAAGAGCAGACUGACCCCUCUCGUUGGAAGCCUCGUGGUUCCUCGCGUGCUGGCGGUAUGCACCAACGAGAUUUCAGUCAGACAUCACUAGUCAUGAUGCAAACCCCGAGUCUGAAUUUCGAAGAGAUGAACCCUAUACCUAGGUCUUCAGGUUCUGAGUUUCCCGCUGGGGGCCCAACCCGGACUCUUUCUUUGGGUGUCCGGUCUGGUCCUGGUCAUCAACCAAGAAGAACUGUCUUGCAUGAGGGUACUGCGCUCACACCUAGGCUAGAGGAGACUGCGGAUCCAGAUGAGCAGGCUAUGUCGACGGAAGAGGCAGAGGCGAUUCUCAACCAGGGAGCUUCAGAUGAUGCGGAACAGGAUGGACGCGGUCGUUCUGUUUCGGGUCCUGCAUCAAGUUAUGCGGGUAUGACAGGUCUAGGGAUAAGCCGGGCCUACUCACCAGCGCAAAGGGGUCGACUGAGGUCGACUUCGGUCUUAAGCUUGGACCAGAUCAGAAGCACGCGCCAGAGUUUUUCCUUGGAGAAUGCAGAUCCCACGUUCAAGGACGAAACUGGAAAAUACUCUCGCUAUUUCCAGGGUUUGUUGCAACGAUUGAAUGGCAAAAACUCCGAAACCGACCUGUGUAUUGAGGAUUUCAUCGUGCAAAGUGAAAAAGAAUGGUCGGACAAUAUGCGUGAAGUCAGGCUAGGUCGCGGAUCACGCAGCCCGUCACCCAUGCCCUCGCCCAUGCCCUCGCCAUUGUUUGGAGCUCAAAGAUCACCAUCCCCCGGUAAUGACUUGGAUAAUGACCUCGAUGGUAAUGAAUCCAGCUGGGAGGACUCUUCAGCACAGGAGAUGUUGCUGCCUGGGGAUUUCCAACGACCGCCUGCAAUCCAACGCUGGCUAUCAACCCGAAUCAUGGACUGGCCAAUUUACUCAAUCCUACUCGCUUUGGGUCAGAUAAUGGCUGCCAAUUCGUCUCAGAUAACCUUACUCACCUCUGGAUCAGGAAGCGGCCCCGCGGCUCUCUACAUUUUAGGAAGUAUAUACAUCGUCACUAGCUGCGGUUGGUGGUUCGCGUUUCGACGCAUCCCAUCAAUCUACAUUCUCUCGCUGCCCUUUGUUCUUUACGGUCUUGCAUUUUCCAUUAUUGGUGUUGCCAGUUUCAGUUCCAACAUUUCAGGACAAGCUUGGGCAUACCAUAUUGCCUCCGCAUUCUAUAUCAUUGGCUCUUCCAGUGGAUAUUUGUUUUUUUCUCUCAAUUUUGGAGAUGACGGGGGCUCAAAGAUUGAAUCCUGGGUUUAUCGCGCAUGCCUCAUUCAGGGAACACAGAAUAUAUAUGUCGCGGCACUUUUCUUCUGGGGCUCCGAAUUGGCAACAAGGGGCCAGCGUGGAGCUUUUGCAUCCCCGGGUGUUGCGGCAGGCAUAACGAUACCCAUAGCCGCUCUACUGUUUACCAUAGCAGUAGCGCUCUAUCUCGGUUUGCCAAAAUACUACCGCCAAACCCCAGGCAAGAUUCCGGCUUUUUACAAGAGCAUUUUCCGCCGGAAAAUCAUAAUCUGGUUUUCAAUAUCAGUGGUGCUGCAAAAUUAUUUCCUCAGUAUGCCCUACUCGCGCAACUGGGCCUACCUUUGGGGCUCCAAGUACGCGCCUGGUUGGGUGGUGUUAUUACUUACUUUGACAUUUUUCAUCGGCGUCUGGUACGUGCUUCUCGCACUGCUGGCUUGGAGAUCGAAGACUCAUUCGUGGAUUUUGCCAAUUUUCGCGAUUGGCCUUGGGGCUCCCAGAUGGGCGCAGAUGCUCUGGGGUACCUCCGGUAUUGGGCUUUGGGUGCCAUGGAUUGUGGGUGGUCCACGCGGCAGUGCCCUGGGCGGUCGGGUACUAUGGCUAUGGCUGGGCGUUUUGGAUUCCAUUCAAGGUGUCGGAUUUGGCAUGAUGCUGCUGCAAACACUGACACGAAUUCAUAUUGCAGCAUCGCUGUGUGGGGCUCAGUUGAUUGGCACGGCGACGACUUUAAUCGCUAGUGCUAGUGCUCCAGAUCGUGACGGUCCUGGUGAUGUUUUCCCUGACUUUUCGGCGGGUAUCAUGGAGGGGAUCUCGAAGCCAUGGUUUUGGAUUGCCUUGAGCUGCCAGUUGGCAAUUCCUAUCGGAUUUUUCAUGUUCUUCCGCAAGGAGCAGCUGACCAAGCCUUGA